This is a messenger RNA of Pipistrellus kuhlii (Kuhl's pipistrelle), 5709 nucleotides long. It is a transcript of the gene FOXRED2, whose product is annotated as FAD dependent oxidoreductase domain containing 2. The record is from RefSeq and is a predicted model, not a curated record. Gene Ontology annotation, molecular function: flavin adenine dinucleotide binding; monooxygenase activity. NCBI's taxonomy places the organism in Eukaryota, Metazoa, Chordata, Mammalia, Chiroptera, Vespertilionidae. The coding region runs from base 685 to 2724 and encodes 679 amino acids. The transcript has 8 exons.
GGCGGGCUGGGCGCCCCGGCCUCACUGUGCGCGCUGCCGGCGGAGCGGCUGCGAGGUGCGGGCCGAGGUAGGGGGUGCGGAGACUGCGGGCCGGGCGCCGGAGCUGCGGGCGCGGGCACUGCGCACGCGCGGGAGCGGCUCUUAAAGAGCGCGCACCAGCCGGAGGGCGGCCUCGCGCGGGCCGGUGUGGCGGCAGGUGUGCUGGGCAUCGCAGCUGCGUGACCGCGGAGGCUGGGCACCUGGCGGGGGCGGGGUCCAUGCAGGCCACGCCUUCUCCAGGCUCCAGCCCCAGAGCAGAGGUGUGGCCAAAGCGACAUGCCCCCAGGCUCCAGCCUGGGGAGGGCGCGAGGGGUGCUUGGCAUCCUUCACUUUAGGGAGGAAACCGGAGAGCACCCGCCUUCGUACUGCUAUGGCCAUACGAAGAGGGCUGGUGGCGCCCCAGGGAGCCGAGGCCCGGCAGGAGGUGAAGGAGCUGGGGACUUUUGGAAGGAGCUCCAGAUCCAAGCUUGAAACCAUAGCAAAUGAGCCCAGAAGUCCUUGAGUUCUGGUGCUGGCUCCACGCCACAUAGCCGGGAGCGCCCAGGCCGGCCUCUGCCUCCGGGCCGGCCCGGACCUCACUCAUUCCCAUCCCCAGGGCCUCAGACCAACCUUGGUCCGAGGCCUCACCCAUCUGGUUUGCGCGGGAUGGGCCUCUGGGUGGCCCCGGGGCUGCUCCUAGCCAUGGCUCUCACCCUGCACCUGGCCGAGGCCUCCGCGCCCCCGCACCGGGACUACUGCGUCCUGGGCGCGGGGCCCGCGGGCCUGCAGAUGGCCUACUUCCUGCAGCGGGCCGGGCGCGACUACCAGGUGUUCGAGCGCGCCUCCAGGCCCGGCAGCUUCUUCACGCGCUACCCCCGGCACCGCAAGCUCAUCAGCAUCAACAAGCGGCACACCGGCAGGACCAACUCCGAGUUCAACCUCCGCCACGACUGGAACUCGCUGCUCAGCCACGACCCGCGCCUGCUCUUCCGACACUACUCCCGGGCCUACUUCCCCGACGCCGGCGACAUGGUGCGCUACCUGGGCGACUUCGCCAGCAGGCUGCGGCUCCGAGUGCGCUACAACACAGCCAUCGCCCACGUCACUCUGGACAAGGAUCGGCGGGCCUGGAAUGGCCAUUACUUCAUCCUGACCGACCAGAAGGGCCAGGGAUACAGGUGCAGCGUCCUCCUCGUCGCCACCGGUCUGUCCGUUCCCAACCUGGUGGACUUCCCCGGCGCCGAGUAUGCGGAGGGUUACGAGUCUGUGUCCGUGGACCCGGAGGACUUUGUGGGGCAGAACGUGCUGAUCCUGGGCCGAGGGAACUCGGCCUUCGAGACGGCAGAGAACAUCCUGGGUGUCACCAACUUUGUGCACAUGCUGAGCCGCUCCCGCGUCCGGCUGUCCUGGGCCACCCAUUACGUAGGAGACCUCAGGGCCAUCAACAACGGCUUGCUGGACACCUACCAGCUGAAGUCCCUGGAUGGCUUGCUGGAGUCCGACCUGACGGAUCUGGCUGUGGUGAAGGACCCCAAGGGCAAGUUCCACAUCACCCUCAAGUUCUACGUGGAAGAGGGCAACCAGAGUGCCGAGGCCGUCCCCCUCCCGCAGGACGACAGCGACAACUUCGCCAUGCGCGUGGCCUACGACCGCAUCAUCCGCUGCCUGGGCUGGAACUUCGACUUCUCCAUUUUCAAUAAGUCCCUCAGACUGUCUUCAGGGGGCGAGUUCAGCAAGAAGUACCCGCUGGUCAGACCGAGCUAUGAGUCCAAAGGAAGCCGUGGUCUCUUUGUCCUGGGCACGGCCAGCCACUCUGUGGAUUACCGGAAGUCUGCUGGGGGCUUCAUCCACGGAUUCCGAUACACAGUGCGUGCCGUCCACCGGCUGCUGGAGCACCGCCACCACGGCGCCGCCUGGCCCUCCACCGAGCUCCCCAUCGCACAGCUGACCAGCUCCGUCCUCCGGCGCGUGAACGAGGCCUCUGGGCUCUACCAGAUGUUCGGUGUGCUCGCCGAUGUCGUCCUGGUGAAGGAGAACGGCACCGCGUUCGAGUACCUGGAGGAGUUCCCCAUGCAGAUGCUGGCCCAGCUGGAGACCGUCACCGGCAGGCAGGCCCGGCACGGGCUCUUCGUCAUCAACAUGGAGUACGGCAGGAACUUCUCCGGGCCCGGCAAGGACGUCUUCUUCUAUGACCGGUCUGUGGGGUACACGGAGGACGCCUGGCAGUCCAACUUCCUGCACCCCGUCAUCUACUACUACAGGCAGCUGCCCACCGAGCAGGAGGUGCGGUUCCGCCCCGCAGACUGGCCCCUGCCGCGGCCCGCGGCCAUCCACCACAUCGUGGAGGACUUCCUGACUGACUGGACCGCCCCCGUGAGCCACAUCUUGCCUCUGAGGCGCUUCCUGGAGAACUGUCUGGGCACGGAUUUGCGAGGCUUCUAUGCAGAGUCAUGCUUCCUGUUCGCCCUCACACGCCAGAAGCUGCCGCCCUUUUGCCAGCAGGGGUACCUGAGAAUGCAGGGGCUGGUGGGAACCGGGAGCCUCCGCCAGCACCGAGUGGCGAGCGGGCUCCUGCAGGGCUAUGCCGCUGCGGGCAAGCGCAGCGAGGACAGUGGCCAGCGGCCUGGCUUCCAGGAGCCAGCAGAUCAGCCCCAGGCCCCAGGGCCUCUGGACCAGCCCCUCACCGGCAACAAGGAGGAGCUGUGAUGUGCAGGUCUCUCCCACCCAGGCCUUCUUCCCCAGCACCGUGCUCCCACCAACGUGUGACUGCCAGAGGCCACUGGCAUCAUCGCGGUGACCCCCCACAGCCACACAGAGCGACAAGGGCUGGGGGCGGCCAUGCGGCGGUCUCCUCCCCUCCUGCUGGGUCCACAGUGCCCACGAGGUGGGGUCCAGGGAAGGACAUCCCCUGCCAGGAGGAGUCGCCUCCCACAGCCCGGCUUGUCUGUGAGGGAAUUAUCGCCGAGCACCAGGCUGGCCUCAGUCUGUGCCCAUCAAGUGCCCGGUGGUUCCGUUUCCUUCGGGUCUACUCUUCAAGCGGGCCUGGCGGGCCUGUCAGUGGAGCAUUUCACAGAUGAAACCCAUCCUCAUCUGCGUAAGGCUCUUCGAAACAAAAGCUCUAGUAUCCCCAGUCACGCAGGGCAGGUAGGACCCAGCUCAGAGAGGUUGGGUGACUCCCAGGCCCCCAGCCAGGAGUCCUGUCUGCUGCAGCCUCUCCCCGCCCCCACCUCUGUUUCCAUACAGGGGGCCAGAGGCCCUGGGGAGCCAGGCUAAUGGCCAGGGGCCCAUCGGGUUGUCAUCAGGCAGAGAUAGCAUCUUACCUAAGCAGGCUCUCGGCUGCUUUCUCCCUGAUUUAUCUCUAGUCUCUAUUUUCUUCUUCCACCCUGCCCUCUGGCUUCCUGAACAGUGCCUGGCCUGACAGGCAGAUCCAGUUUUGGCACCUGACUGCCUUGCAGCGGGUUGCUUUUGGAGGUGGUUUACCCGCUGUUUGAACAGAGCCCCGCUCAGCUUGUGGGGAGACGUUUAUAAAUGCGGUUGCAUGAUAACAAUGAUGGAUUUCGUAAGCUUCCUGGGCUAUUCUGGCUCUUUGUUGUCCUUCCUCACCAGGGACCUGCUCCCUUCUUCCCUCUCCCAUCAGGCAUUGUAGUCCUGUCUCUGAGAAAGCCGUGGGACAGCAUUGUAUUGAUACAUAAAAUAAUUGUGGUCACUUCUCAAGGUCAGGAUCCUAAAUGAUGCUUUCUCACUGGUUCUUACAGCCCUUCCUGCAGCCACUCAGAAUCUGAGGGACCCGGGCUUCCCGGCUCCACAUUUCUGGGACCAUUCUCUUGGCUGAGGUUCGCAUUCCUUCCCUGACUGCCCCCACCUCUUCAUACGCAGAUGCCUCUCCCUCCAGUCAUUAGUGGAGUUAGAACAAUGGAACUCCCGCUAAGGCGGGAGGCGUCUGCCCAGAGACAAUACUUGGCAUAGUUUGCACCAGCACGGUCUCUCCCCAUUCCCAGGGUGUAGGGUUCACUGUGUCCUUCAGAUGACAGGUAAACCACCCUUCCUUUCCAAAACCUUUUCAAAUCUUUGAAUUAGGACAGUGCCCAUAAUUUGAUAGACAUCUUACCUACCAGAUCACUGAAGGCUGGCUGAGCCUCUUUUCCAAUAAAAGCUCGAGGUGCUGAAACACAUGGUUUACUGAUGCCUGAAUAUGUGGCAUCUGCUGCUUUUCCCUGUCGUCUGCCAACUUGUUAAUUCCAUCAAAAUAUCCGCCAGCCUUAUUUGUGUUUAGUAAGACAUGGUUCCAUUCUUGCUCAGCUGAUAGAGAUGUCUGAGCAACGUCCUGGUAUUCUUAUAAAUUAAUAGAGGCCCGGUGCAUGAAUUUGUGCAUGGGUGGGGUCCCUCCGGGUGCCCUGCAGAGAUGGGGCCCCAGCUUGCAGCUCCACCUGGCACUCUGUCUUGGCCUGGCACUGCCCCCUCACCUGCUCCACCAUCCCAUCAUCGGGGCUGGGUCCCCCACCCCCCUCUGCCACCACUGGUUGCUGUUUGCAGGGCAAUUGGGCCCCGCUCACACCUGCCUUGGUCUGACGCUGCCCACUCACCUGCUCCACCAUCCUGCCACAGUCCUACUCUCAUCGGGGCCGGCAGCACAUCACUGACACCCGCCAUGUUCCACACUGCCCACUGGUGGUCAGUGCACAUCAUAGCAAGCAGUCGAACCACCACCGGAAGGGACAAUUUGCAUAUUAGGCUUUUAUUAUAUAGGACCAGAGGCCUGACGCACAAAAUGCAUGCAAGAGUAGCCUUCCGGGAUGGAGGACUGGAAUGGGGGGUUGAGGACAAAUAUAACCUUAAUAAAUUAAAAAUAAAAUAAAUAAAAUUUUUAAAAAAGAAUAGGCCUUCACCCUGCUGCUGGCACUGGCUUCCCUCUGGCACCCGGAACCCAGGCCUCCCUCCAGCCGCCAGCAGUCACCUGGGACAUGGGCCUCUUUCAGCCCCAGCUUCAUCCAGAAGGAGGUCCAGUCUAAUUAGCAUAUUACACAUGGAUUACUAUAGAUAGCUGGCUUCAAACAGAACUACUUUUUCCCUAUGAAGGUCAUUGCUGCAUUUGCUAGAGAUCCUAUCUUGAUCUUCCCUCCUCGCAGAUGUCAUUGUUCCCAGCUGGACCAAGUUCCUCUUCUAGCCAAGGCCUCGCUUCAUUAAUAACUUUUUUUUUUUUAAUAUUACAAAGCUAUUGGUGCAAAGGAGACAAGUCAGUGAAAUAAGAGGCCAGGAACAGACGCCAUUCUAAGUAAGAAUAAGGUAUUUUUCAAAAAUCACAAACCAAUGGAAAAGAUUGUGCAGGUCCAUGCAAUCAAUAAUGUUGGUCUAACUGGGUAGUAAUUUGGAAAAGAAAAUGCAUCUAAUUUUAGACCUUAUUUCAUACUACAAAUCUAAUUCCAGAUGAAUUUUUUUUAAGCCAUAUAGAAACCGGAGAUGAAGAGAGGGUGCUUUAAUAAAAGAAAGGCUAUUCCAGGUUUAGAAGCAGUGGAGUAAUUCCCCAGACAAAAAGGUUUAACAUUUCCAGGUCCACCCCUCUAGCCUGUACCUAAUCAAUGGGACUAAUGGGAUUAUUGUAAAGAAGUUGGUAAAAAUUAAAAGUCAAAACAUGGACAGAAAAUAAUUACAGCAAACUAUAAUAAACGUCUUUAUUAUAUAUAGAACUAAUUG